Molecule: messenger RNA, 1565 nt
Organism: Tachysurus vachellii
Lineage: Eukaryota; Metazoa; Chordata; Actinopteri; Siluriformes; Bagridae
Gene: guca1b
Product: guanylate cyclase activator 1B
Exons: 4
Coding region: 213-806 (197 amino acids)
Biological process (GO): visual perception
Cellular component (GO): cone photoreceptor outer segment; photoreceptor inner segment
Molecular function (GO): calcium ion binding; calcium sensitive guanylate cyclase activator activity
Source: RefSeq, a predicted model, not a curated record
ACUAGGUCAAAGGAACACCAACGGCUUUUGUCUAUGUUGAGUUGUUUUCAUUUUUUUUUUUAGUUAUACAUAUUUACUAAUUAGAUACAAGUUAUAAGAUACAAAUCUGCAAUAAUAUUGUAUUGGAUAUUUUGAGUGAGAAAAGAUGAAAUGUAAUAACGAACAUUGUUGGUUGAGAAGCUGAAUAAGAGCUUUUUAAACCCUUACGCACAAUGGGUCAGCGACUCAGUGACGAGACGGACGAUAAGGAAAUCGAUGUUGCUGAACUGCAGGAGUGGUAUAAAAAGUUUGUGGUGGAAUGCCCAAGUGGAACCCUUUUCAAGCACGAGUUCAAGAGCUUCUUUGGCGUAACUGACAACCAAGAAGCUGCAGACUACAUUGAGAACAUGUUCCGUGCUUUUGAUAAAAAUGGGGACAACACUAUUGAUUUUCUGGAAUAUGUUGCAGCACUGAACCUGGUAUUGCGAGGCAAGCUGGAGCAUAAACUGAAAUGGACUUUUAAAAUGUAUGAUAAGGAUGGAAGUGGUUGCAUUGACAAGACAGAGCUAAAGGAGAUUGUGGAGUCAAUCUACCGAAUGAAGAAGGCUUGCCAUGGAGAGCUGGAUGAGGAGUGUAACCUACUCACCCCAGACCAGGUGGUGGACCGAAUAUUUGAGCUGGUGGACGAGAAUGGAGAUGGGGAGCUGUCACUGGAUGAGUUCAUUGAUGGCGCACGGCGUGACAAGUGGGUCAUGAAAAUGCUGCAGAUGGAUGUGAACCCAGGAGAGUGGAUCAAUGAGCAGCGGCGGCGAAGCGCCAACUUCUAAAGCUGUAAAUCCAGAAUCCAAAUGCCUCCUCAGCCAAGUUUUCACGCAGUCUGUUCAGUUUUUACAAUCUACCAUAAACACUAUUAGCUUUGUGAAUAAAGACUAUGCAGCGAGGCAACCUUUUCCGGAAGCAAAAAUCGACCUUUAAAAUGGCACAGAGAUAUGCACAAGGGAAAUGCCAAUUCUUUUUUCCCCUGUUCAUCUGUAAUAUUGCAAAUGCAACUUUCUGUAUAUCAAAACUUGCAUUGUAUUUUCUAAUAAAUUUUACUUGGCUUGGGUCGAGGAUGGCAAUUAAUUAAACAAAAAAUUAGGCAUUUUUUUUAUAUAUAGAUUUAAUUUAAAAUAAAUUAAACAGACAUUAUCAUUCCAUUGUAUGUUUUGACAAAUUUCCCAAAUGGGUAUUAACAUGUUUGUCACUUAUAAAUAAGGUGGCUGUACACACAUAUGAUGUAUUUUUUGUGAAUGUUUAAAAGCAUUAUCCAUAGAAACACUGCAUUUCACAAGACUUGUGAAUUGUGUUCAUACAAAGAAGACAUGUUUGUUUGUUUGUUUUUUCAAGAAAGAUUGCUUUUAUUCAAUUUUUUACGUUUCUUUUUAGUUUUAUUUAAUGUGGCAGAUGAUUUCCCACUGUAAUUCAACCAUGAUACUAUCCAGAGUAUGUUGAGGGUGUAAAUACAAAAGUGGAGAUAAGCCCCCUGGAAUGGAGUACUAUACUCAUUUAAGAUUAAUUUAAUAAAAUUUAAGAAAUAUUAUGCCUGA